Clunio marinus is the source of this 4487-nucleotide messenger RNA. The record is from the annotation of a GenBank genome assembly. Lineage: Eukaryota; Metazoa; Arthropoda; Insecta; Diptera; Chironomidae.
AGUGGUGGAAAUUAUUUUUUAAAGGAAUUAAAAGUGGAUUAAGGAAAUUAUUUUGAGACAAAGUCAUUGCAUUUUCACACUUUAGAAAUCAAAGAUUAAGGAGAAGAAAAAGAUAAUAAAUCAAUGCAACAGUUAAAUAGAGGCAAAAUCGAAGAUUUAAUGAGUGAUGAAUAUUAGUGAAAAAAUAAUUCUAAUAAUAAUUGCAAUAGAAGAAAUUUGAAUGAAAAAAGUGUAAAAUUUUCAAAUAAAAUUAUCAAGUAUUCAAAAUGUCAUCAGGAUAAGAAGAGUCUUGAAAGGAAAUCUAAGAUUUUAAUUAACUGCAAGACAAAUUCAACAUAAAUUGUUUGUGAAAUUCCGUGUUUAUAGAUAUGAAAAAUGAACAUUUUUAUGUCAUCCAUAAUAUGUAGUUAAAAAGGAGAAAUUUUAAUGACAUGAAAAUGGAACGACGAUGUGUAGUUGCGGUGUAAAGAAUUGAGUGAAAAAUAAAUGAAGAAGAAAAAUUAUUUUAAUGGACAAGGAAAGUGAGAAUUUUCUGAAGAAUUUAAUUAAUUCAUUUCAAAAAGUAAUCGUUUGAUUGACUUCGAAAACAAGAUGAUGCACCACAUUUUGGAUGUUGAUGCUGGCUACAAAGCAGCUAAUAUCAACUCACAACAACGAAAAAAUCGAAUAAAAAGGAUGGAAGAGUUGAGUCAAUCACUCGAUGAUGGGCUCAACAACAUUCCCGAUGAUGAUGGUUAUGGAAGAUAUACCGAAAAUCGCGGUAGACAAACUAAUCCUCGAUAUGAUGAUGACGAUGAUUACGAUGAUGAUGUCGGUGACUUCUUUGAUGACGAAUAUAGCGACGAUUAUUACUAUAAUAGCAAUACAAAACCUUUCGAUGAUAGACCAAGAAGUUAUAAUGAGAAAUAUUCGUCGUACAUGUACGAUGAUUACAAUUCGGCUGGAAAUUUUCAUCGUAAUCGAUACAGUUUAAAUGAAUCGUCAUCAUCGAAUCGUUAUCAAGAACAAUCACCAGUAAUGCAACAAAAGCACUCGACACUUCGACGAAAUCAUGGAUCAGGAGGAUCAAGUGGCAAUGGUCAUCAUGGAAGUAACAAACACAUUUUAUUCAACGACGAGGAUGACAUAAGAUAUGUGAACGAGAAGAAGCAAACAAAAUCGCAAUCGUCUUCAACGAAAACGAAAUCGAGCAAGAAAGAGUCGAAAGAGAAACUUUCGUUAACGUCAACGUCUUUAUUUUCAAGCAAGAAAAAGGCGUCGAAAGAAGACGUUGCAAAGCCCGAAAAAUCACCACAACAAGUGAUGAAAGCAAAGCUUAAAAUUCAAAAUAUUGCCAGCGAUGACUCGGUUCUUCACACGAGGCCAAAUCAUAAACAGAACAUUUUACAUCGACAUCACUCAGUAGAAGCGAAACUUCCGUCAUAUAGCGCUGAUCGUAGCAAUUUAUCGCCAACGAUAAUGGAAGAAAUCGAGUUCGAGAUGCAGGAUAUUGAUACGGAAGUGGAGAAAGAGUGUGAAAAAGAAGUUGUGGUGGAGAAGGUUAAAGAGAAGUCGGGUAAGGAAAAGGGAAAGGAUAAGAAAGAAAAGGAGAAAGUCGAUUCAACGCCAUCAACGCCGACAGCAAAAAAGUCAUUCAAAGCUCAUCUCUACAACCAUAAGAAACUUUUUAAAGUACCUGACAUCGAUCUCAACCACUUCAGUAAGUUCUCGUGCUUUUUCAGUAGCAACAAAAAUAUCGCAGCUUUAAAAGGAAACAAAAAAGAAGAUAUCACAAGUAAAAGUGCUGAAGAGCUCAACGAACCGUCGCCUAAAUCAUCACCAACGACAAAAAGUCCACCAACUUCACCUAAAAAACUUGCAAAGAAUAAUUCAAAAGUAGAAAAAGUUGAAACAAAUUUUGAUAAACUUGAAAGGAUUGAAGAAAAACUGGAUAAAAGCAACAGCAGUCGUACAGCGUAUGCAAAGACAACAACAGGUAGCGGCAGCACAAUUCAAAGUAGCAAUGAUUGCUUCAGAGACGAGGAUAUUUCGUUUAGUGCGAGUGACGGAGAGUUUGAGUCGCAAGCGAUGAAAAUCGUCAGGACUGUGGGACAAGCAUUUGAAGUUUGCCACAAGAUCUCCAUGCAAAAGAAGCAAGACAACAACGAAAACAAUUCAGAGCUGAAUUCAGAAUUGGAUCAAUCGGAUAUUCAGAACUUGAGUGAUUUUGACGAACCCAAGAAAGCUCUUGAUACAACUCCAAUCCUUCAAGAUUCGCCUCAAAAGAUUCAGCGACCCAAUCAUUUAGAGAAUUUAUCAACUCCACUCAACAAUCUUAUAGCGCCGCCUUCACCAAACAAAAUCAUCACACUUUCUGAUGACAGCAGCAAGGAAAAUGUCCGCGAAUUACAAAUACUUAAGGAACAACUUCAACAACAAACACAGCAGACAAAGCAAGCUUUGGCUCAGUUAAUUUUAGUGAGAGAACAAUUACUGACAGAGACAAAUGCACGAAUUGAAGCUCAAGCGAGAACUCAGCAGCUUUUGCAACAAAAUCGAGAACUCUUAGAACAUAUUGCUUCACUAAGUGGAUUAAAUGAAUCAGAAAGACCUGGACUAUCACCAACAAAUAUUGGCAUGGCCCCUCAGUCGCAAUUGCCACUUUACCUUCAAACGUUAUCAUUGUUGGGCUCAAGUUCACCUACAAAUAUCAUGAACAACAAAUCAAAUGAAUACUUGCAAAAUGAAGAUAUUAAGAACAAUAACAACGCAUACAGUUCAAAGCAAAACGGAACGGGGUUGAAUUUUGAAGGAUAUCAAAUGUACCAGAACACAAUGCAAACUUAUAAUCAAUUACAAAAGCUGACAAUGCCACAACAGCAUCAAGAACUAUAUCAACUUAAUCAGGAGCUAUUGAAUCGACUGAAGAAUUUAAAUGUUGGAUUCCAAACGCCUUCAACACCGGUGAGCUCACCUUUCACGCCAAGUCCAACAGCUGUUCUUCCAAACUUUCCUGGUGAUUCCAAUUUCAUGUUUACUAACGCCGCAGCACAAAAUUUCAUAAACAAUAAUAAUGCAAAUAAUAACAUUGCUGCAUCAUCUCCACUUGGAACCUUAAAUCGAAGUUCAUCCACUUAUUCCACUAUGAGUCCCAUUGGUGACAGCUUUGAUCGAUCAUUGGACAAUCUAAAUAACAAUCUUAAUAAUUCAAGCAACGAUACAGCAUUCAUCAAACCAUUGUCGCAGGUCGGAACUGUUACAACAUUGGACAAUGACGGAAAAGUUAAAGUGAUUGUGCCAGUUGAUCAACAGCAGCAAUUAAACCAUCAACAAGCACAAAAAGGAAGAGAACGAUAUCGAGCUGAUGAAGAUUAUUUUAGCGAGAGGAGAAGUGGUGGAAGUGGAAGCGUAGCGGCUGGAAACACAUUACAACGUCCUUCUACACAACAACAUAGAGCUUUGACGCCCAUUUUAAGCAGAGGAGAGAAAAAAGCUCAAGGAAAUACUGUGACACUCAAAGUCACAGAUGAAGCGGGCAAUAUAACAAAUCAAAGGAAACUUCCAGCACAGCCAAGCUUCAUAACACGCAGCACAAGUGAAAAAGUUCCCAAUCGUAGCCAAAUAAUGAGUCAUGUGCACAGAACGCAAUGGGCUCGUCAUACAACGAAAUAAUAUUUAGUCAAGAUGAUAGCACGAGUCAUACGAAGUCCUUACAAAGAAAUUUGAUGAAGUUCACUUGUGCAAUCAUAAAAUAUUUCUGAUUUUAUACAAGUUUUUUUUGUAUUUAUUUUACUUUCCAUUUCUUUUCUCUUUCUUUCAACUGAUGCCAAAGACAAAAUACAUAAGUACUUAAUUUCCUUAGACAAUUCAAAAUAUUUACAAAAAUCCUUUCUCCAUUUAACUGAAAUGCUACCUAGAAAAAUUUAAUUGAAAUAGAACAAUAAAAGAAUAAAAAAGAGUUUAAAAGACAUGAAAAAUGCUAAUAAUCGAUUGAGUAGCUCAAGCAUACCUUGCUAUCAAAUUGCGUUUUAAAAAAUUACAAUUGUAAAGUUAAAUAAGCUCCAAAGUCUCAGUUUUUACAAAUCUUAAACCCAACUUUCCUUAUCAAAUAAAAGUCUUCCUAACUUACAAUCAAAUUAAAUUUUUAUAUAAUUUCUUUUCCUUUUGGUUUCCAAUGUUAAAUUUACAAUUAUAAAAUUUAAUUUUUUUCAAAUAAAUAUUUUCAAAUAAAUGACUUUUAAUAAUUUAAAAUUGUUAUCUAAUUCAAUUGUAUAAACUUUUUUUAUUGUUUAAAGUUCAAAAUUUCUUAAUUAACAAAUAGAAGAAUGCGAGGAAACUAAAAUUGCUUUGCAGUUAAAUUUAUUAAUAAUAAGUAAGAAUUUGGUAUGGAACAAACUGUAAACAUACAAGAGAUUGUAAGGAAAAAUGUAAAACUAAGCAUAAUAAAGUGUACGCUUAAUUAGUAGUUGAGAAUAUUUCAAUAAAAUUCAUUGAGAAAAAUAUUUACU